This is a messenger RNA of Cryptomeria japonica (Japanese cedar), 2323 nucleotides long. Its product is annotated as amino-acid permease BAT1 homolog. The record is from RefSeq and is a predicted model, not a curated record. Lineage: Eukaryota; Viridiplantae; Streptophyta; Pinopsida; Cupressales; Cupressaceae. The coding region runs from base 561 to 2132 and encodes 523 amino acids. Gene Ontology annotation, cellular component: membrane. Gene Ontology annotation, molecular function: L-glutamate transmembrane transporter activity; L-lysine transmembrane transporter activity; L-alanine transmembrane transporter activity. Gene Ontology annotation, biological process: transmembrane transport; gamma-aminobutyric acid transport. The transcript has 9 exons.
CCAAAUUUCAAACCUAUAUUCUGACUUAGAACACAGCUUUGGCGGUUCUUUAACCACACGCAUCUAGCCUACUACAUGCAGAAGUUCUUCGGACUGUAGCUGGAAAUUGCUCGGUCAUGUAUUAUUGCCCGUCAAACUCAAAUUGCUUUGAAAUAUUGACGGCAACAAAAAUCCUACUUGGGGAGCGUCGGUUAAGUGGAAGUGGCCAACUUGCCCAUUUCUCCAUGCAAUCUUUUUUGGACUUUUCAAAUCUGGAGUUGGAAGUCAAGUCUUAAUGGGAAAAAGCAGCGUGAGAUCGAUUUUCAGCGACUCCUCCUUUCACACGAAUACAAAAAUACCUAUCUGCAGAUCGUAUUAAAUAAUAGACAUGUUAAAGUCAAAGAUUCUUCUCCUUAUGCCAGCGGAGGUGAGGAGAUCCACGAAUCUGAAAGACACUAUAAGGACUUCUGUAGAGGGACAGAAAACUACAGAAGCAGAAGGCCUGUAUUUUGAACGCUUGUUUUGCUAGUUUCUGUAAAGGAGAAACAGAGGAGGAGGAAGAGGAGGCUUCUCCUGUCUCCAUGGGGUACCAGGAAGGAGAAAGCGAAGGAAAUGUGGCUUUGCAAGGCAUUGCUGUUAUUGACUCAGGGCACGCCCGUCUCAACGAGCUCGGCUACAAACAAGAACUCAACCGCAAUCUCUCGGUAUUGUCAAACUUUGCAUUGUCGUUCUCAAUCAUAUCAAUUUUGACUGGCAUAACGACUCUGUAUAAUACGGGGCUUACCUAUGGAGGUCCAGUGACUAUGGUAUAUGGAUGGCUUAUUGCUGGUUUUUUUACUAUGUUUGUGGGUCUUUCCAUGGCCGAAAUUUGCUCUUCUUAUCCUACAUCUGGAGGCCUUUAUUACUGGAGUGCCAUGCUUGCUGGAAAGAACUGGGGUCCCUUUGCCUCAUGGAUAACAGGCUGGUUUAACAUAGUUGGUCAGUGGGCAGUUACUACAAGUAUAGAUUUCUCUCUUGCACAACUGCUUCAAGUGAUUAUCCUUCUCAGUACAGGAGGCAAGCAUGGUGGUGGAUACAAUGCCUCCAAGUAUGUUGUCAUAGGUUUUCAUGGGGGGAUUCUUUUCUCUCAUGCAAUUCUUAAUAGUCUUCCGGUUACAUGGUUAUCUUUGUUUGGGACACUAUCUGCUGCAUGGAAUGUUUUAGGUGUUUUUGUUCUUAUGAUUCUUAUACCUACUGUUGCUCCUAAGAAGGCUAGUGCUGAAUUUGUCUUUGAACACUUCAAUACUGAUAAUGGAGUUGGAAUUCAUAGUAAGCCUUAUAUUUUUGUUUUAGGACUCCUCAUGAGUCAGUACACUUUAAGUGGAUAUGAUGCUUCUGCUCACAUGUCAGAGGAAACUAAAGGUGCAGAUAAGAAUGGUCCAUAUGGAAUUAUAAGUGCUAUUGUCAUAUCCAUUAUUGUGGGAUGGGGCUACAUACUUGGUAUUACAUUUGCAGUUACUGAUAUCUCCAGCAUUUUGAGCAAGGACAAUGAUGCUGGUGGUUAUGCAAUUGCUGAAAUUUUCUAUCAGUCAUUUAAGAGCAGAUAUGGCAAUGGUACUGGGGGCAUAAUUUGUCUUGGAGUUGUUGCUGUAGCCAUUUACUUCUGUGGCUUGAGCUCAGUCACAAGUAAUUCAAGAAUGACAUAUGCAUUUUCAAGAGAUGGAGCAAUGCCACUUUCGAAAGUCUGGCAUAAUGUAAAUAAGAACGAGGUGCCCUUGAAUGCUGUUUGGCUUUCAGCCAUUAUUUCAUUUUGCAUGGCACUAACUUCUCUCGUCAGCCUAGUUGCAUUCCAGGCUAUGGUCUCAAUUGCAACAAUUGGUCUGUACAUUGCAUAUGCCUUACCUACUCUGUUCCGUGUCACACUUGCACGCAGAACUUUUGUGCAAGGCCCUUUCAAUCUUGGCAAGUUCAGUCUGUUUGUAGGCUGGGUAGCUGUUUUAUGGGUUGCGACCAUUACUGUCCUAUUUUCUCUCCCUGUAGAAUAUCCGAUUACAAAAGACACCCUCAACUAUACCCCUGUAGCAGUUGGGGGAUUAUUUGUGUUAGUUUGUGGGAGUUGGCUUAUCCAUGCAAGGCACUGGUUCAAGGGACCUGUGGCAAAUAUAAAAAUGUAAGAAGGAUAAUUACAAAUUGUAUUGAUUCUAAGUUAUGUCUUUGGCUGUAUGAUAGUGUUUAAUUUUGGCACUUAUUGUUUGAUCGUGAGCUGAAACUAGUAUGUUUUAUUCACAUCCUAGUCUCUGUAUAAAUGAAUUAAUGAAUGCUCUUGAGCUUUGUAAUGGUAUAUGCAGGACUAUUUUCUGUUUUU